This is a messenger RNA of Myotis davidii, 3329 nucleotides long. RefSeq names its product G elongation factor, mitochondrial 1 (gene GFM1). The transcript is spliced from 18 exons. Gene Ontology annotation, cellular component: mitochondrion. Gene Ontology annotation, molecular function: translation elongation factor activity; GTPase activity; GTP binding. Gene Ontology annotation, biological process: mitochondrial translational elongation. The record is from RefSeq and is a predicted model, not a curated record. The coding region runs from base 111 to 2240 and encodes 709 amino acids. Lineage: Eukaryota; Metazoa; Chordata; Mammalia; Chiroptera; Vespertilionidae.
GAAGUGCUCACCGGGCCCUGGUCGCCGGCGUGACUUUGAACGCUCCGGCUGCGGGGCGGGUUGCGGAGCGGACCCGGAGCCGCGGGACCUUCGUGCUUGUUCUGUUUGCCAUGAGGCUGCUGGGAGCAGCCUUCGCCUCGGCGUGGGGCCGCGGGCCGCUCCCGCGGGCCCCGGCCGCCCUGGGCUGGCGGGGGAAACAGGUUAAUUGGAAGGUCUGCAGAUGGUGUUCCUCAGGGAAGAUUCCUAAUGAGAGGAUAAGAAAUAUUGGAAUCUCAGCUCACAUUGAUUCUGGGAAAACGACAUUAACAGAACGAGUGCUUUACUAUACUGGCAGAAUUGCAAAGAUGCACGAGGUGAAAGGUAAAGAUGGAGUUGGUGCUGUCAUGGACUCCAUGGAACUAGAGAGACAAAGAGGAAUCACUAUUCAGUCAGCGGCCACCUAUACCAUGUGGAAAGAUGUCAACAUCAACAUCAUAGAUACUCCUGGGCAUGUGGACUUCACGAUAGAAGUUGAAAGAGCCCUGAGAGUGCUGGACGGUGCGAUCCUUGUUGUCUGUGCAGUCGGAGGGGUGCAGUGCCAGACCAUGACUGUGAAUCGGCAGAUGAAGCGCUACAAUGUCCCGUUUCUCACUUUCAUUAACAAACUGGACCGAAUGGGCUCCAACCCGGCCAGGGCGCUGCAGCAGAUGAGGUCUAAACUAAAUCAUAAUGCAGCAUUUGUGCAGAUACCCAUUGGUUUGGAGGGUGACUUUAAAGGUAUUAUAGAUCUUAUUGAGGAACGAGCCAUCUAUUUUGAUGGAGACUUUGGUCAGAUUGUUCGCUAUGAGGAAAUUCCAGCGGAAUUCAGGGCUGCGGCAGCUGACCACCGCCAGGAGCUGAUUGAAAGUGUUGCUAAUUCAGACGAGCAGCUUGGUGAGAUGUUCCUGGAAGAAAAGAUCCCCUCAAUUUCUGAUUUAAAGCUUGCAAUCCGUAGAGCUACUUUAAGUAGGUCAUUUACUCCUGUCUUUUUGGGAAGUGCCUUGAGGAACAAAGGAGUUCAGCCUCUUUUAGAUGCUGUUUUAGACUAUCUUCCAAAUCCAUCUGAAGUCCAGAAUUAUGCUAUGCUCAAGCAGGAGGAUGACUCAGAAGAAAAAACCAAAAUCUUAAUGAACUCCAACAGAGACAAUUCCCACUCAUUUGUAGGCCUGGCUUUUAAACUGGAGGCAGGUCGAUUUGGACAACUAACUUAUAUUCGCAAUUAUCAAGGAGAGCUGAAGAAGGGGGACACCAUCUACAACACGAGAACAGGAAAGAAAGUGCGGGUGCAACGGCUGGUUCGCAUGCAUGCUGACAUGAUGGAGGAUGUUGAGGAAGUAUUUGCUGGAGACAUCUGUGCAUUAUUUGGCAUUGACUGUGCUAGUGGAGACACAUUCACAAACAAAGAUAAUAGUGGACUUUCUAUGGAGUCAAUUCAUGUUCCUGAUCCUGUCAUUUCAAUAGCAAUGAAGCCUUCUAACAAGAAUGAUCUGGAGAAAUUUUCAAAAGGUAUUGGCAGGUUUACAAGAGAAGAUCCCACAUUUAAAGUCCACUUUGACACCGAGAGCAAAGAGACGAUUGUAUCUGGAAUGGGAGAAUUACACCUGGAAAUCUAUGCUCAGAGGAUGGAAAGAGAAUAUGGCUGCCCUUGUAUCACAGGAAAGCCAAAAGUUGCUUUCAGAGAGACCAUUACUGCCCCUGUCCCAAAAACAUAUCCUCAGGUAAGGAUAAAAGGGUUUUUGGAUGCCUGCGAGAAGGGCCCUCUGUCUGGUCACAAACUCUCUGGGCUCCGGUUUGUCCUGCAAGAUGGAGCGCAUCACAUGGUUGAUUCCAAUGAAAUCUCUUUCAUCCGUGCAGGAGAAGGGGCGCUUAAACAAGCCUUAGCAAAUGCAACAUUAUGUAUUCUUGAACCCAUUAUGUCUGUGGAAGUUGUGGCCCCGAAUGAAUUUCAGGGAACAGUGAUUGCAGGAAUUAACCGGCGCCAUGGGGUAAUCACCGGACAAGAUGGAGUUGAGGACUAUUUUACACUGUAUGCAGAUGUCCCUCUAAAUGAUAUGUUUGGUUAUUCCACUGAGCUUAGGUCAUGUACAGAGGGGAAGGGAGAGUACACAAUGGAGUACUGCAGAUACCAGCCAUGUUUACCAGCCACACAAGAGGACCUCAUUAAUAAGUAUUUGGAAGCUACAGGUCAACUUCCUAUAAAAAAAGGAAAAGCAAAGAACUAACUUUACUCAUUUACAUUGGCUAACUUUAACUGAAUCUGCAGGGCUUGGAUAUUUUAAUAGCUUCCAGUGGAAUGAAUUCAGGCAGAAACAAGAAAUUUUAGAAGCCCUUUCUGUUAUAUUCAGGAGCUCCUAUCAUAUCAAAGUUAAUUCUAUGUACCAGAUAUAUCUCAACUCUAUUGAAUGGUUUUAUAGUUCACUGAAAAAAACUCAAAUAAAAUAUGAUUAUUACUGUUAUAUAUUUUAUAUUUAUUUUAAGUGGAAAGAGACAUAUCAGUUACACGUCUAGGCUUAGGAUGUGUGUAACCUUCCUUUUCAAAUUUUUAUCAUAAGAAUUUUUAACAAAGAAAAACUGAAAGAACAACCAUAUACCUUCCGUCUAGUUUCAACAAUGAGCAGUUCUGUUAACAAUUUGUUAAUCUGAUUAUUUGUUUUGCAAUAUUUGUUUUAUCUGUUUGUUGUCUAUAUGUCUCAUACUUUUAUAUUUUUAAUUUUUAAAAAAUUAUUUUUUUGCUAAACACUUGAAAGUGAAUUGCACAUAUCAUGACACUUCUUGAAGUGUCAUCUUUAACAGGCAGGCUUUUUUAUUUAAGAGUAGGUUCCAUAUGGUCUUAAUAGAGUACAUUUUUCAGAUUCUUCAUUGGUAUAUUAAAAUACCUGCUAAAUGUCUAGCUGUUUUAUGUAGAGCUGAUUGUUUUCAUCUGCAAAUGUGUAGCUGCCUUCUGUUAGGAGUGUUGAUGUUUCUUUCUUGUGGACCUAUGAGGUAAAAAACAGGCCCUUGCACAUGCACUUCUCACUUACGUUCAUCUGAAGGUUUCUGCAGCUCUAAGUAAUGAAAUACACAUUUCAGAGUUCCCGCCUAAUCAGUUCAUUCACCUACUGAGUGCUAGUUGAAUUUGGAAUUUAUCAUCUAAUACUCAUUGAGAUCAUGAAAGAACAAAUGUUAAGCUUUUGUUUUUGAAGUAAGUUGGACUUCCCUGGCAAUUCUACCAUAUUGUUCAGAAUCACUUUAUCCCAAAAUCAUGUGAUGUAAUAGACAUAUCCAAAUUAUUUUCCUUAGUGAAUAAUAGAAAUAAAAUAACGUUUAAAUUC